GAGAUAGCCUAAAAGAUAAGAUUAGAUCUCAGGGAAGAGAGAGAGAGAGAGAGGCUCUGAACUGAACUCAGAAAGAAGGAAGAGGGAGAAGAAAUCACAAUGAUAAUGGCACCAAUAUCAUCUUCAACAAACCCAUUAUAUCCUCCACCUGCUUCUACUUCUUCCACAUUCAUCUCCACAAGAGUUGUAAGAUACCAGAAACUAGGAUUACAAUUACAAUUUCCAUCUUCUUCUUCUUCUUCCACAACCACGAGAGCAGUCGAUCCCGAAACAAACGCCUCCUCCGACACAACGGAGACGAAACCACAAUCGGCAGAAAACGACGAUGGAGACAGCUUCGAAAACAGAGUAGCACAGGUGAGACUCAGGUAUCGCAGCGGGACCGGCAAGAAAGCCGACGUCAGGAAAGGUAAGAGAUCAUCAUCAUCGCCAUCAUCCAAGACCAAGAAAGGUGGAGUAUUCUUGCCGCCGGUGCCUUUGAAAGAGGCGGUGUCGGAGGGUCUGAAGGUGGAUUUCGGCUUCUGCCCUUUCACUGAGCGGCUCAACGGGAGGUUGGCAGCUCUGGGGCUGGUGGCGCUGCUGCUGGUGGAAUUGGGUUCCGGCAAGAGUCUCAUCAGUUACCAUUCGCCGGCGGUGGUCUUCAUUCAGGUCUACUCCAUCGCUGCCGCGUCGGCGGUCUAUGUGAAGUACCAGAAGGAGAAGAUCAGCAUUUGGCCUCAGUAGUUUUCUUCAUUAUCAUCAUCUCUCAAUAACAACUCUUAACAUUAGACUGCCAUUGAUACUUCU
Messenger RNA from Telopea speciosissima, 786 nucleotides. RefSeq lists its product as uncharacterized. The record is from RefSeq and is a predicted model, not a curated record. The transcript has 2 exons. The coding region runs from base 100 to 723 and encodes 207 amino acids. NCBI's taxonomy places the organism in Eukaryota, Viridiplantae, Streptophyta, Magnoliopsida, Proteales, Proteaceae.